This is a messenger RNA of Anopheles marshallii, 615 nucleotides long. It is a transcript of the gene PolZ2, whose product is annotated as DNA polymerase zeta subunit 2. Bases 1 to 615 code for a protein of 204 amino acids. The transcript is spliced from 2 exons. Lineage: Eukaryota; Metazoa; Arthropoda; Insecta; Diptera; Culicidae. Gene Ontology annotation, cellular component: zeta DNA polymerase complex. The record is from RefSeq and is a predicted model, not a curated record.
AUGUCGUCCGCUACCGAAAAACGAGAGAUCGACGUCAUCAUUGAGAUGAUGGAAAUAUACAUCAAUUCAAUCUUGUACAAGCGCAAGCUCUAUCCAGAGGCAAUAUUUCGCAUCCGCAAGGCGUACAAUAUACCCGUGUACAUAUCCAUCUACACGGCGCUGAACGAUUACAUUGCACAAACGUUGAAGGCCGCCCGGGAGUUGAUAAGAAAUGGCAAGAUGCGCCGUCUGGAGGUGGUUAUUUUUAAGGAGCAAGACAAUCCCUUGGAAAGCUACGUGUUUGAUCUGAAUUACGGUGGGACAGUGUCGGAGAAAGAUGAAAACAUGAGCGUUUUCGAGGAGGAGCUUCGUAAAUCGUUGCUAGCCCUAGAUGCGCGCAUGAAGGAUUUAAAAAGCGUGUCGGACAACGCGGUCCUAAAGUUUAAAAUACUGCUGCACACAACGAAAUUGGCGUAUGUGAAGAUAGGAAAUAAUCCCCGGUUGCAGAGUUUUCCGUUCGUGCAGGAGACGGUAGUUCAGGAAGCGGACGAAAAGUGCAAAAUAGAGCUGCUGCCGGUUUUACAAACUUCCCGCGUUGGUAUUAAUGUGUUCGUUGAGCAGUACAGUGCAGUAUGA